UCCAAAUCCCAACCAAUACAGGCAUCCUUCAUUUCUUAACUCUCACCAAUGUUAUUUCCAUCGCAAUUCCAUCGAUCCAAACGGCACUUUAGGUUUUGUUACGUCAAAAUAAAUCCCUACUGAACCGUCCUCUCCAUCUUCGUAUUGCCUUACGCGGUGAAGGGUGCGGCCCAGUCUUGGUUGUUCUUGCAAUCUUUACGAUUCCAUGGCCGCUGUUUGAAAUAGUUUUGUUCUCCUCAAAUGCUUCUUCGCCGAUUUGGAGCUGUAUUUCCUUCAUCAAGAAGGUUAUUUUGCAGCAACAGCGACCAUGAUUUAGCAAGUACCAUCGCUGAAUUUAACAAGGAAAUGGAAUCAGUAUUUGGAGAGCCUCCCCUGAGUGGGAUUUCAGAUUCUUCAAGUAGCAAUUUUACUGCCGAAAAGUCAGAAAUAGUAUCUCAAAUGGAUGAAAAUACUUCGGCUUUGACUCAUGUUGGAGGAGGUGGGGAAGCUCAAAUGGUGGAUGUUUCUCCAAAAAAAAGUACUGACAGAAUUGCUGUUGCUAGUUGCAAUGUAAUUCUUGGCAAGAAGGUGUUUGAUUUGGUCUUAGCUAACCAGAUGUCCAAGGGAGACGUCCUCAGUGUUGCUAAAAUUGCAGGAAUAAGCGGAGCAAAACAUACAAGCACUCUAAUUCCACUUUGUCAUAACAUAACCUUGACACAUGUACGAGUCGAUCUUCAUUUAAAUCCCAAAAAUUACAGUGUGGAUAUUGAAGGAGAAGCUGCAUCAACAGGCAAAACAGGAGUUGAAAUGGAAGCAAUGACAGCAGUGACCAUUGCUGGCCUUACGGUCUAUGAUAUGUGUAAAGCAGCUUCAAAAGAUAUACAGAUUACAAACGUGCGACUUGAAAGCAAAACUGGUGGAAAGAGUGGACAAUGGUCUAGGGAGGAGGUAUAGCUACCUUGCAAAGCCACCAGGUUCAUUCUUUGGCCAAGAAGAAUUAUUAAAGAAAUGUUGGGUUUUAGUUGUUUCUUGAUUAUCGAAACCCUUUGAAGGGUUAGAACUUCUCUCGGUACUGAGGUCUUUUGUGAAGGACUGAGGAGGAAACUAGAAGAGACAAGCUCAGAACUCUAUUUGUGGGUUUGUUGUGUUUUUGAAUUGCAAAUGGGAGCUUGCUUGGGUUGUUUGGAAUCAACAGAAGACAACACAAAAAGAUCAGAUAAUGUAUCAUACAUCCCUUCAUUGUCAUUUCCUUUGUUCAGAAAACACUGUGAGAGCCUAGUUUUUGGGAGACAUUUGGUUUAUUGGUGAGAUAUUACUUAUUUUUAAGGACGUAAGGGUCAAUAACUAGUGCAAUGGUUACAAUAUGUGUAGUGUCUUAGGAUCCUUAGAGAGUGAAGAUUUUGGUAGGAAUUUACAUUGUUCAAACUUCUCGAUAGGCUACCGGACUACCUCUCUCCGAGUUCCAACAAUUGAAUUUCUAAUAAAAAAAAUUUCACCUCUUUAGGAACUCCUAGCUAAUGCCCUUACUAAUAUUCCACUAAUAAUCCCAAUAUAUCCUUGACUAGAGGUCUCACAUACACAUCUUGCCAUCGUUCCUUUUCUUGGAAGAAAUCAAGUUGAAGGAAUAUGAGCUGUCUAUUAUUGCUCUCCAAGGAAUGAAAACCAUUUGGUUAUCAAAAUCAAAUAUACCUAUAGACGGUUAUUUUAUAGGAUUAAGAAUAUAAUUGUAUCAUUUUGUCCACCAGUCUGAUUUUUCUAUUUACACAUAAAUACAUAAAUUGUUUUAACUUCUAAAGAUACGUUUCUUUGAACAUAUCUUAUCUAGUUAUGACAUAUAUCUUUGACUAAGACUUCACAGGGUCUAAUCGUUCAACUAUAAGAAAAUGUAAGAAAGUCAUCUAGUCUCGAAUACUUUGGUCGAAUACAUUUGUGUAUCAGUCAUUUCAUUCCUUUCUAUACUUUAUGAAGCUAUCAAAUUUACAUUAUUUUCCUCUAAUACUUUCGAACCUCGUUACCUCGAAGUGGUUAAAAGAUUGAAGAUUAACUUUAAAUAGGAAAUAAGAAAGAUUCCUUAAACAUAACUUAUAUUCCUUCGUUAUUGGCUUUUUAUCAUCCAAAAUUCCUAUAAUUUCAUUCCAAACUUGACUUUAGCAUAGAACCAUUUUGUAUUCCUGUUGGAUCUCAGCGUCCUGGUGUUCAACAUUUUAUUUUGAACUUAUUAUUGUUAUUAUUAUUUUGGUGUUGGCAUCCAUAUUCAUAGUUUAAUCAUUCAAAGCACUUUAAGCAAAUUAAUCUGUGAUGGAUAACGUUUGUCUUCAUCUUUUUAAUUUUUCAUUAUUACUUCUUGUUUGUAACGAGGAUUGGGGUGUCCCACAAGUUUCAAUUGGACCUAUUACACGAUUCCAAAGCAAAGAAGAUUCAACCAAUGUUUGUUCUUCAUCUAGAUAAUUGGGUGGACUUUCUUCAACCUCUAUUUCAUGUGUUACAACUUACAACCUAAUUUGAGAGGGACCAAUUUAAAGCUUUUAUGGUCAAUGUUUGCAAAAGGUUGAAUUUGAGCAUUGAAGUUGUCACUCAUGAGCAAUUUGAAGGCUUCUUUUAUUUUUAGUGCAUAUUUUGAUUUUAAUCCACUCAGAAGUGUUUGGGUCAAGGAGUAGGGAGUUGGAAAGUGUAGAUUUUAGAACUUUUCUAGUUUGAUCAAAGGAGUUUGUGGCUCUGCUACUACAAAAACAUCAAUGAUAAAACUAUGAUAUUCUAGAAUUCACAACUC
Cucumis sativus (cucumber) is the source of this 2749-nucleotide messenger RNA. Its product is annotated as cyclic pyranopterin monophosphate synthase, mitochondrial. Bases 241 to 933 code for a protein of 230 amino acids. NCBI's taxonomy places the organism in Eukaryota, Viridiplantae, Streptophyta, Magnoliopsida, Cucurbitales, Cucurbitaceae. The transcript has 3 exons. The record is from RefSeq and is a predicted model, not a curated record. Gene Ontology annotation, biological process: Mo-molybdopterin cofactor biosynthetic process.